Molecule: messenger RNA, 2223 nt
Organism: Penicillium atrosanguineum
Lineage: Eukaryota; Fungi; Ascomycota; Eurotiomycetes; Eurotiales; Aspergillaceae
Exons: 2
Coding region: 1-2223 (740 amino acids)
Molecular function (GO): protein binding
Source: RefSeq, a predicted model, not a curated record
AUGGCGGCCAUCAAUCGGAAUAUGUUUGAGGCCGGCAUCACCACGGACUUGCCCCGUGGUGCUUCGCUGAUGGUCUUGCCGCUGAACUUGAUCGCCCAGAUUGUGACCAAUGUCGAUGACACCGCUGACCUUGCUCGAUUAUGCCGGACAUGUCGCGUCCUUAAUUAUAUGGCCCUACCGCAGCUCUAUAGCAGCUUGACCCUCACCUCCUACGACAAAAUCCGAUAUCGUGGCGAGCAACCGGAGGGCAUCGGCAGCGCAAGCCCUUUCACCAUGGGGCUCAACGCGGUCAUAACCCGGCCUUAUGCGACUCUUGUGCGAUCAAUAACUCUGCGCGGCGACUGGAAGGAAAGUGAAUUAGAGGAACACGCGCAAGUGGGGCGAGUGCCGGACUCAUCGAUGCUGCUGAAUAUUGCGGUGCGGGCAGCAGUGGAUCGCAUGACCAAUUUGGAAAGCUUCAGUUGGGAACUCAAUACAAAAAUGCUGGAUACUGUAUAUACGGGGUUGACCCAGCUACCCCGACUCAAAUCGUUAACGGUCCGGUUCCCCUCCACCCGCCAUCCACAGCCCACAUUCGUGCUUCCGGGCAUGCCGCACCUGCAGUGCCUAAAAAUCACCGAUAUCGACCCUCUCUGUUAUCCCGAUGACAUUGCGACCAUAUUGCUGAAGAGUAAGAAGCUCCGCGAGCUUAAGCUCCACUGGUCACCCCGCAUGCGAAUUGCGCAGGAACCCAGCGUCUCCCUCCACGAUUAUUUCCGAAAAUGUAUAGCCGCCAAACAACCUCUGUCGGUAAAAAAGCUAUGCUUCCAGAAUAUGUAUGCAUUCCACAGUGAGGAUUUUAAUAUCGCCUUCAAUCCUACCACUGUCGAAGAGGUCGUGUUUCUGAGUGGGACGGACAACCUCGGACUGGUCAACACAUUUGUCGAGAAUAGCUGGCCGACAGCGGUGCCGCAUAAAAAGCUCAAGAUCAAAUCCAUGCGAAUGGAUGCAAUUUCAAAACGCAACUCGGAAUUCCUUGGGAAUUUCAGGGGCCUUGAGCGGUUAUACUUUGUCAACGUCACCGCGGACUCGCCCGACUGUCUGAAUUCACCUCGGCCACACGCAGGAUCAAAUCUUACCGCCCUUACACCUCCAGUCUCAGAGUAUCCGAACGGGACAACAGUCAACUCCCCAACCACAGCGGCAUCGCCGGCCAGUCAGCUGAACAUGGCGCUUGGUGUACGCGAUCUCUACAUGGCAAACAUCACAAUGAACCAUGGUGCAAGCUUGCGCCAUCUGCUUCUAUCCUCGAAAUGGCCUCUUUCCACCGCCAUGAUAGCUCGCCUCGUCCAUAGCUGUCCGAAUCUGGAACAGUUGGCCAUUGCAACAGAAUUCUCAAGCAUGGACUCCCUUGGGAUGCUAGUCCCAUUCCUUCGAAAUCUGGUGGCGCUCCGGCUUUUAAUCCCAGCGGGCUCUCCGCCGCCUCAAAACGGCAUGACAGGCAAUAGCGCACCCCGAGGCCAACCAGCAAACACCGCGGAAAACCCGACUAGAAAAACUAAGGAGCUCAGCUGGACAGAAGGAUCUGUUGCAUGGACUAAGGAAAUCGAGGAAGCAAUGCUCAAUGCACGUGGUCUGGUUGAUUUGGUUGAGCUGGAUGACGAGCUCCUCACGCAAAUUAUGAGCUAUGAUCUCGCGGAUAAGAACGUUUUUGGAAACGUCAAGAUUGUUGGAAUGGGCUGGAAAGCCUUCGAGCUACGCGGUUUCUACAAAGAACCCAUUCCAUCUCGUGAGGAGUCUGGUACACAAUCACCGGCUGUUGGCCGUAGUGAGCCCGAGGGCGAAAUAUCUAUCAACGGGACCAACAGCGCAGGCGGUGAUUUCGGCACCCCCAAACAAGCUGGCGAUUCAAAACCGACAACUCCUAUCCUUCCAUCCAAUAGAAUUGAUACUACCCGCACGCCACACUCCGUCCCUCUCACCUCUUGGUCCACACCAGGACCCAACCCAACAUCGACAUUAGGGAAACGAAACCGGGACGAUGAUUGUGAAAGCGGCGCACGGCAGUCUCCCUUUGAUUUCCGAGAGGAAACGGGCACCCGAUCAUCAUCUAUCACCAAAAGCGGCUGCUUCCCACCCAUAAUGACCGACGACGGCCAAAUCAUGAGGCGAGGCAUGCGGCGGGUUGGUUGGGAAGUCCUUCAACACUGGGAGAUCUGGGCGCUGGAUGCGCAGGAAAUAUAA